Molecule: messenger RNA, 908 nt
Organism: Oreochromis niloticus (Nile tilapia)
Lineage: Eukaryota; Metazoa; Chordata; Actinopteri; Cichliformes; Cichlidae
Product: ladderlectin
Exons: 7
Coding region: 128-649 (173 amino acids)
Source: RefSeq, a predicted model, not a curated record
UAAGCACUGAUCUUAGAGCUGUUCAGCACCUUCUCAUUGGAAGGCUGAAGCUACCAGUCGGUGCUGAAAAGAAAUCUUUUCUACAAAUAUUCUACAAAAUUAUCCAAAAGACAUACUAAACAUCGCCAUGAAGCUGCUGACUGUGUCUGUACUUCUUUGUGCAAUGAUGGCUCUGAUCAUUGCUGCUGAAGAAGGUGGGACAGAGGCAAAGGCACCAGAAGAGCAUCUUGUUGAGAAGAGAGCCUUAUGUCACUGGUGUCACUGGAUCAGGUUCGGCAACCGAUACUACCGCUAUUUUCCUUAUCACUUGGAUUGGGCUCAUGCUCAGAGACACUGUCAGUCCGUGCAUGCAAACCUGGCAUCUGUACGCAGCCUCAGAGAAUACCGUGAGAUUCAAAGGGUCAUAUAUCAUGCUACUCACAGUUACCCACUUACAUGGAUUGGAGGCUCUGAUGCUCAAAAGGAGCGUCAUUGGUUUUGGAUCGAUGGAACUCCUUUCAAAUUUACGUACUGGUGUCGUGGAGAGCCUAACAACUAUAGGCACAGAGAGCACUGCAUGCACAUGAACUGGUCAGGACACAAGUGUAUGAAUGAUAUAAACUGUCACUACCGAUACCCAUAUGUCUGCGUCAGGAAAGUCCAGGGAUGAAGACAUGGUUUACCAAACAAAGAAGCAAAUGAUCACAUGUAUCCCAAAAAUCUGUUUCCCAUUUCACAUCUUUACUGCUUUUUCUUUGCUGUAACGCUACAUAAGGAAUGAUGCGACAAGUGAAAUAAAGUGGAGAUGGAUUUUCUCUUUCAAUAGGAGGAAACUAAAUGUGUAAUGGAAAGAAUGCUUUUAGUAAAUCUUUAUUUUCCAGAUUUAACUUUUCUUUUUCAUCUUCAUCAUUAAAAUCUCAAGCAUUGAA